Messenger RNA from Drosophila novamexicana, 3876 nucleotides. Its product is annotated as dual specificity mitogen-activated protein kinase kinase hemipterous-like. The coding region runs from base 99 to 3506 and encodes 1135 amino acids. Gene Ontology annotation, biological process: protein phosphorylation. The transcript has 10 exons. Gene Ontology annotation, molecular function: ATP binding; protein kinase activity. NCBI's taxonomy places the organism in Eukaryota, Metazoa, Arthropoda, Insecta, Diptera, Drosophilidae. The record is from RefSeq and is a predicted model, not a curated record.
GCAUCUUUGCUGGCGGGGGAUUUGCCCCGCCCAUCAGGAAUACGCGCACAACGCCGAGUUUGCCCAUACGUGAUUCUGGCACGACUCGAACGCGCCGCAUGAUGUUGCCGCUGCCAACACAGGCGCAUCCCUCGGAAACGGAAACGGACAAGAAACUGAAGAUGAUAAUGGGCCAAACGGGCAAACUGAACAUUAAUGGGCGACAGUAUCCGACAGAUAUACACGAUCUGCAGCAUCUGGGAGAUCUGGGCAACGGGACCAGCGGCAAUGUGGUCAAAAUGCUGCACGUUUCCAGCAACACAGUCAUUGCCGUCAAACAGAUGCGUCGCACCGGCAACGCCGAGGAGAAUAAACGCAUUCUAAUGGAUCUGGAUGUGGUGCUCAAAUCGCACGACUGCAAAUAUAUUGUCAAGUGUUUGGGCUGCUUUGUCCGCGAUCCGGAUGUGUGGAUCUGCAUGGAGCUAAUGUCCAUGUGCUUUGAUAAGCUCCUCAAACUGUCCAAGAAGCCGGUGCCGGAGCCCAUACUCGGCAAGGUCACGGUGGCGACGGUGAAUGCAUUGUCCUAUCUGAAGGACAAACACGGCGUCAUCCAUCGUGAUGUGAAGCCGUCGAACAUUUUGAUCGAUGAGCGCGGCAAUAUAAAGCUAUGCGAUUUUGGGAUUAGCGGCCGCCUGGUGGACUCCAAGGCGAAUACACGUUCUGCUGGCUGUGCAGCUUACAUGGCGCCGGAGCGCAUUGAUCCGAAGAAACCAAAGUACGAUAUACGCGCCGAUGUGUGGUCGCUGGGCAUAACGCUUGUGGAGCUGGCCACCGCACGUUCACCGUACGAGGGCUGCAAUACGGACUUUGAGGUGCUAACCAAGGUACUCGACUCGGAGCCGCCGUGUUUGCCCAGCGGCGAUGGCUACAAUUUCAGUCAGCAGUUUCGUGAUUUUGUCAUCAAGUGCCUCACCAAGAACCAUCAGGAUCGACCCAAAUAUCCGGAGCUGUUGGCCCAGCCAUUCAUCAAGAGCUACGAGCUGGCCCAUGUCGAUGUGCCCAACUGGUUUCAGAAUGUGAUCGACUGUGCUGCGGGCAAGCGACUGCGCGCCAAUGGCGACUCCACGUUGACGAGAGCGACAACAACAACAACAGCAGCAGCAGCCGCAGCAGCAACACGCGCCAAAGAAGCUGCCACAUUGUAUGGAAGAAAUGCGGCGGCAUUGACAACGCGCAGUCCAAGCAAUACGCAAACGCUGAAGACAAUAAAACCCACACAGAUUCCAAGCUAUCAGCAGGCGCCGGCUACUACGGGUACGCAGUAUUUCAUGCAAUCAGCCACACAACUACCUCAACAACAACCACAGCAACAAGCAGCAGCAGCAGCAGCAACAGCAACAACAUUGAACAACUUCAGCAGCGGCGGCAGCGGUGGCAGCGGCAGCAGCAGCAGCGCAAGUCCCAUGUCGCCGCCAGGUGGUGGCAGCAGCAUCAGCAGCAACGACAUCAACAAGCUGUAUCGCAAGUCGCCGUUCAUGCAACGCAAGCUGAGCAAUGGCUCGCACUACAAGUACACGGAUGAGAGCCCCAAAAAGGAGUCUGUAUUCAGUAGCAUUGGUCAAUCGAUAUUACGCAAUUUGACAACAUCGCCGUUCAGUCAAAAGAAACAUCAAGCGAUUGUCACAGCAACAACACCAAUUGCAGCAACAGCAACAACACCGAUUGCCACAACAACUGCAACAACAAUAAUAACAACACUGCCGCAUAGUAAAGCCAAAACGCCGACUGAGCUAAUGAGCACGCCCAAAUGGCGUCUGCCAGCAGCGCAGAGAACGUUGCCGUACGAUACCUGUGAUAGUAGAAUUGAUAAUUGCAGCGCCCUCGGCUCGCCCACGUUGCAGCCCAAAAGCCUGAUAACAGAGCCAACGAUAGCGACAACAACAACAGCAACGACAACAACAACAACAACAGCAUUGCAGCUCAACAAUCAACAACAACAACAGCGUAUGCAGCCAGGCAAUCAGAGUCCCAUAGUGUUGCAGCGUUUCUAUCAUCAGCAGAAUCAGCUACGCGAAAAGGAGGCAGCCGAGCGGCAACAUCACUUCCAGCAGCAACAUCUGCAGCAGCAGCAGCAACAUCUGCAGCAGCAGCAGCAGCUGCAACAUCAUUAUCAGCCGCAACCGCAACAUUAUCACUUUCAUCAGCCGCCACAGACGACGCCAGCGCCAGCGCCGGCGGCGCCGCGUCCUGCGCCUGUCAUUGGCACCAGCACGAAUCCGUUUCACAGCAACUAUGUGGCGCCACCCUCCUCGCACUCCACAUCUAGUCAGUCAUCGACGCAGUCGACGUGCUCGCAAAUAGCCAUCGGCGCAGCGCCAGCAUCGCCUUGUGCCACAGCAGCCGGACACUUUGGCGUCGGCAAUGCGACGCAGUUGCAGUAUCAGCCGCUGCCGCUGACGCCAACGCCAACGCCCGCAACAACAGCAACAACAGCAAAAUCAACAACAUCAACGACAACAAGAACUAGCGAUAACAUAUUCUACAGCAGCUUGCCCUGUAGAUCACCAGAGCAACUGCAGCCGGAUUAUGUUAGCGGCGAAGUUGGCGGAGGAUCUGUUGCUGCUGGUCUUCAGGUGGGCAGCAAGCUGAGCAAAUUGUAUGCCCGUCGCCAGCUAAUUGGCCAGACGAGCAACAACAGCAGCAGCAGCAGCAGCAGCAAUAAUCUAGAUGCCAGGGAGCAGCAUGUGUACUCCAGCCAUGCGGAUGCGGGCUGGUUCAAUACAAUCGCCGGCGCCAUGAAGCGACAAUUUGCGACCUAUGUUAAAACCCAAUUGAAUUCCACAGCGACGCCAACGGCAACGGCAACGGCAACGGCGCCCAAUGUCAAUGGGAAUGAGCAGCUGGGCGGCUUGGAGCCGGCGCAGCCACCGCAACCACCGCCACCGGCUUAUCGGAGCAUUAUGAACAAUGGCAGCAGCGGCCAUGCGACAGGCAAAUCCUAUUACUAUCGGACGCUGUCCGCGGCGAGCAGCAGCAGCAGCCACAAUACCAGCCAAAGCACCUCACCCACAACGGAGCCGCUGACGGGCAGCGGUGCAGCUGGCGUUGCGGCAGCCUCUGCCGCUGGCCAUGUGCUAGCGACCAGCGGCUUUUUGCGACGUUAUGCCAGCAGCGGCGGCGUGGCCGUCGGCGGCGGCGGCGGCGGCGGCAACAGCUGCGGUAGCCACAGUACACCGGCCAGUCCACAUUUGCUGGCCGGCCUGGAUAGGCGUCAUCGCAGUCCGGAUCCGCCGCCGCGCUACAAUCGCGGCCAGUCGCCGCUGUUGUUGCGUAAAAAUCUGCUCGAGCUGAGCGGCCAGCCGCCGGGCUCACCGCUGCUGCAGCGACGCUAUGUCUCGGCGUCGCCGCCAUUGCCGCCGCCGCGUCGCGGCUCGGAGAGUGUGCCCGGCUCGCCGCAACAUUUCCGGACGCGCAUCCACUAUACGCCCGAGCCGCAGCGACGCAUCUAUCGGACCAUAGAUCAAUGAGUAGCACUGCAAAUUAUGGUCAUGUGAUGUUGGUAUGGAUUCGACGAUGAUGUGAUGGCGCCCGAUGACCCGGCAGCUGCUGGCGACAGCUGCAGCACGGCGACAACAACGGCGGACACAAGCACAACAGCAACAACAGGCGCGCCACACAGACGCUCGCUGGACUUUUAAAGCGACAGCAACAACAACCAACAACAACCAACAACAACAACCAACAACAACAGCAAACGAAAGUGUUCAAAAGUCGUAUAUAUAACGUUUAAAUUUUAGGCCGUAGCUAGGCGUUGCGUUGUCUUUUAAUGUUAAUUCAGCUAGUUCACAAAAUGUUUCUGUUUUAAUUUAUAACAAAAAGCAAUUUUUUUUUUUUUUU